ACCCCGUCGCCAGUCUGGUGAACUCCUUGGCGAUGGCGGGGCACUCGAUGUCGAGCAACGGCGCCGCCGCCCCCAUCAGCAUGAGUCACGUGAGCUCCAUGCGCAGCAUGAGCAGCCCCGCCGGCAGCAUCCAGGACCUGCGGAUCAGUCCCGCCGAGUCGGCUCUCGAGAGCCCCAUCUCCUCGCCCCUGGGGCUCACCGUCUCCAGCUCCAUGGAGCCGGCCAUCAACCUCAACAUCGGCAACAGCAUGGAUGUGGGCAUGGGCAUGACCUACAAGCCCACGAGGGCCUUCGCCUCCCCCAGGCCCGAGAACCUCUUCCAGGAGGACAUCGACGAGCUGGUCAAGCCCAUGCAUGCCGCCGCCCCCAAGCCCACCAUCAAGAUGGAGCCCAUGACCGAGUGUCGUGGCGAAUGAAACGAGACAAUGCUACAAUUGAGUAGAAGUUUUCGACGAUUUUGAUAAAAUUUAGCCAAAGUUUCGGCCAGUUCCACAAGACUGUUGUGUAUAUGUAUACUAUUGAUCGAAAUUCAAAAUUAGAGUGGAUAGGGGAAUCACAUGAGCAGAAACUAUAUCAACAUUCCCAAUUUUUGACAAUCGGUUUAGAAAAAAAUUACAUUUUCAAUGACACUGACUUAUCGGGGCCCAAAAUUAUGCAAUAAUAUGAUAUUCUAAAAUUCAAUCCAGGCACCUGUACACAUAUACAAAUUUAUUAAAUUUAUUUCCAACCUUAUUAAAAUGUUUAUUUUUAUUUAUGUCGCUUUUCGGAGAAAAAAUAGUCAGUGUCAGUGACAAAUCUCAUUGUUUUUUGCUGGCAAAAAAUAAAGUUUGGCUUUGCCUCUUUCUAAUCAUAAAAAGAAAUAAACAUUUUUUGAGGAAUUGCUUUAAAUAUUUACUUAAUUAUAUUUUGUAAAAAGCUAAUUUAUUUAUUUUAGUAAUUUAUAUAUUUUUAGUUGUUAAGUGUGCAGAUGCAUUAGGUAUUUAUUUUUUCAUAUUUGCAUACCGCAGAAUUGGAGCAAAGUGUGCGUUUAUUUAAUAUACCGAGUGACCAAAAUUGUGACAAAAAUCUGAUGGCAACACUGAAUUACCAGUUGCCCAUUUUAUUUUUCCUCAAGUUGGCAACCUUGACUCUCAAAUUCAAACUUUUAUAGGCAACCGCUGGUUUAGCCUAGCCUGAAAUCGAAAAAUUACCAAUAAUUCUGUGACGUUUGUAUUUGACAGUCAUGGUUGCCAAAUUAAAGUUUCAAAUUUCAUUGUCGGUAUUUUACCAGAUGAUUGUCAUUUUUGUCCUCAUGUUGGUAACCUUGACCCAACUUCAAACGUAAAAUUUUUAUAGGCAACGGCUAACUGAAAUUUAGUGGCGUUUAUUUUUGACAGCAAUUUUUUCUAUUCCAGGAAAUUGCAAAAUAAAAUUGAAAUCGUUUUGUUUAUUUAGCUCUGUUUUGAGCAAUAUUUUGUCAAAAAUAAUCUGAAAAACCACAAAAAUUUGGUCGAAAAUUUUGUUAUUUUCACCUUUUUCAAACUUGCGAGCAGUUUUUGAAGUAAAAUUUGCCAUGGGAAACCGAAAAAUCACAAAAAUUAGCAGGAUUUUCAAAAAAUCUCAAAAUUUUGUAAAAAUGCAAAAUUAUUUUUUUCAUUUGACAGUCAUGAUUGCCAAAUUAAUAAUUCAAAUGUGUUGGUGGAACUACAAUCACAGUCGAUAUUAUACCAGGUGACUGUAAAUGAUUGUUUGGUUCUGUUUGAGCAACAUUUUGUCAAAAAUCAGCUGAAAAAACACAAAAUUUGGUUGAAAAUUAUAAUAUUUUCACGUUUUUGAACUAAAAUUUCGAGUUUUUUUGGGUAAUUUCGCUACAGCAAACAGAAGAAACACCAAAUUAAUAAUAACUAUUUCUCAAAGUUUUGUAAAAAUGCAAAAUUAUUUUUUUUAUUAGACAGUCAUGAUUGCCAAAUUAAUAUUUCAAAUUGGUUGGGGUGCGACUAAAAUCACAGUCGAUAUUAUACCAGAUGACUGUAAAUGAUUGUUUAGUUCUAUUUUGAGCAACAUUUUGUCAAAAAUAAGCUGGAAAAAACACAAAUCUUUUAUCAAAUCUAUUUUAACUUUUUUUAAACUUUUAAGCACGUUUUUGAACUAAAAUUUGGAGAGUUUUUUUUUCAACAAACCGAAAAAUCACCAAAUCAACAGGGUUUUCAGCCAGGAACUCAAUUAUUUUUCAAAAUUUUGUAAAAAUGCAAUUAUUAGACAGUCAUAGUGGCUACUAAAAUUGAAGUUGAUGUUAUACAGGGUGACUAUAAAUGAUUGUCAUUUUGUAUCCUCAUCUUAGUAACUUGACAUUUUUUUUUCUAAAAUUUUGCUUGAAAAUUACAAAAUAAAAUCGAAGUUAAUGUUAUUUCGAUUGUUUGACUGUUUUGAGCAACAUUUUGUCAAAAAUAAGCUGAAAAAACACAAAAUUUGGUCGAAAACUGUAUUUUGGGAACCCAAUUGUUUCUCAUAAUCUUCUAAAAAUGCAAAAUUAUUUUUUUUAUUUAACCGUUACAACUGUCAAAUGAAUAUUUCAAUUUGUUGGUGCGACUAAAUCAUAGUCGGUAUUAUACUAGGUGACUGUAAAUGAUUGUUUGUUUGGCUGUACUUUAAGCAAUAUUUUGUCGAAAAUAAGCAGAAAAAAACACAAAAAUCGAUCGAAAAUUAUAUUAUUUUCAUUUCUUUAACUCUUAAACAUGUUUUUGAACUAAAAUAUCGAGUUUUUUGGGUGAUUUCCCUACGAAAAAUCGCCGAAAAAAAUUAAUAAGGUUUUCAAGUAUUUUUUAAAAUUUUGUAAAAAUCCAAAAUUAUUAUUUUUGUGACGGUUAUAAAUUAUGAUUGUCAAAUGAAUAUUUCAAAUUUGUCGAUACGACUAAAAUUACAGUCGAUAUUACACCGGGUAACUGUAAAUGAUUGUUUGGCUCUCUUUUGAGGAAUAUUUUGUCAAAAAUAAGCUGAAAAAACAAAAUUCGGUCGAAAAGUAUAUUACUUUUACGUUAGAACAUGUUUUUGAACUAAAAUUUCGGCGCUGGUGUGAUACAGGGUGACUGUAAAUGAUUGUCAUUUGCUUAGAAACCGAACGGUUACGAGUAAUUCAGUGUCGCCAACAGUUUUUUUAGCGAUAUUAAACGUCACCGGUGGGAAAUGAGAUAACUACGAAUACACCAAAGUCACUUGAUAGAUUUUAUGGGAUAACUUGUACAAAAUUACCGGGACGUGUGUUGUGGUAUUUAGUAACAAGAAAGCCAGCCACUGUGUUUUUUCAGUGCAAUAUUACAAUUCCUGUUUUAGCUAGAUUUAGACAUGGAACUUAAUAGAAAUGGUCAGUUACUAUCAGUAUUUCGAUUCAGUUGGUCUCGUUUAAUUUAUUUAGUACAUAUAUUGUAAAGAAAUGUAAAUGUAUUUAAAGAUGAGAUGAAUAUAAGUAUUGCUUUGUUGA
Tribolium madens (black flour beetle) is the source of this 3457-nucleotide messenger RNA. RefSeq lists its product as uncharacterized. The record is from RefSeq and is a predicted model, not a curated record. The transcript is spliced from 2 exons. NCBI's taxonomy places the organism in Eukaryota, Metazoa, Arthropoda, Insecta, Coleoptera, Tenebrionidae. The coding region runs from base 33 to 416 and encodes 127 amino acids.